AUGGCGAUCUCAUACUACGUUCUUCUAUUUGCUUUCCUCUAUUAUCUCACCAAGCAUUUUCUGAGAAAAUUCCAAAACCUCACACCAAACCCUUAUCUCUCCUUACCCAUAAUAGGCCAUCUAUAUCUCUUCAAGAAACCCCUUCAUCGAUCCUCAGCAAAGAUUUCCAACCAAUAUGGUCCAGUACAGUUCCUUCAAUUGGGUUCUCGCCCUGUCCUCCUUGUAUCAUCCCCCUCUGCAGCAGAGGAGUGCUUUACCAAAAACGAUAUCGUCUUUGCAAACCGCCCCGCUUUGCUUGCCGGAAAACACCUUGGUUAUAAUUACACCACCCUUGUUUGGGCCUCAUAUGGCCACCAGUGGCGCAACUUAAGGCGGAUAGCCACCUUGGAAAUCCUGUCAACUAGUCGCAUUCAAAUGUUUUCUGGCAUACGUAGUCAAGAGGUUCACUCACUAAUAGGGCGGCUUUUUAGAGGGUCCAGUGAUGAUGAAUACCACAUGGUGGCGAUGAAAUCAGCCUUUUUGGAGAUGAUACUCAACAUCAUGAUGCAGAUGAUUGCCGGAAAGCGAUACUACAGUGAAAACUCUACAGAAUUGGAGGAAACAAGAAAGUUCAAGGAGAUUUUGACUGAGACUUUUCUAUUGAGUGGUACAAACAUUGGAGAUUUCUUGCCAAUUCUGAAGUGGGUUGUAUUCAAUGGGAUUGAAAAGAGGUUGAAGGUAUUGCAGGAGAAGAGAGACAAGUUCAUGCAAGAUCUGAUUGAAGAGCAUAGAAGAAUGAGGAGUAAUUCUUCUCCUGAACAGAGGAACAAGACGAUGAUCGAUGUUCUCUUGUCACUCCAAGAAACUGAACCUGAAUACUGUAAAGAUGAAAUCAUCAGAGGCAUUAUGAUAGUAAGUUAUGUUGCUCUGUCUUCUCUUCACCCUCAAUCAUCUAGCUUUAAAGAUGGAGAAUCCACUUGUAUAGUGAUGGUGGGGCGCCGGUUGAGAGAAAACAUGUGCGAGAACCGAGAGGAAGAUUUGGUCGUCGUGGUCAUGUUAUCAGCAGGAACUGACACUUCAGCUGGGACAUGA
This is a messenger RNA of Ilex paraguariensis (yerba mate), 1071 nucleotides long. NCBI's taxonomy places the organism in Eukaryota, Viridiplantae, Streptophyta, Magnoliopsida, Aquifoliales, Aquifoliaceae. The record is from the annotation of a GenBank genome assembly.